Messenger RNA from Cuscuta campestris, 1647 nucleotides. The record is from the annotation of a GenBank genome assembly. NCBI's taxonomy places the organism in Eukaryota, Viridiplantae, Streptophyta, Magnoliopsida, Solanales, Convolvulaceae.
AAAGGAGCCAUUAUUGUACGCAUACGUUUGUUUUGAAACUUUCAAACCCUAACUUAACUAAUUAACUCCGAUCCAUCUUCAUCUUCAUCUCCUUCAGGAGAAAAUAUACUGAUCGCAGAAACAGUGCGUUCAUGGAAACUAGAUCCGCCAAAAGGAAAAGGCUUCUAUUGAAUCGACUCCCCUCCGGCGGCUCCGACCGUCUCAGUGAUCUCCCCGACGCCGUCCUCCACCACAUUCUCUCCCUCCUCCCCAUCCAAUCCGUCGCCCGGACCAGCGUCCUCUCCAAGCGAUGGACCCACCUCUGGCACUCCUUCCCCGAUCUCGAUUUCACCACCGUCGAUCCCGCAUUCUCCGACGACAAUAAUAAUAAUGCCAACGGAGCGGAAUCCGUGCACCGGGUCUUGACCCGCCGGGGACGCCAUUCCCCGUUGCGGGCACUUCGCUUCCGGGCCCGCGUCACCUUCUCCCGCCUCAACCGCCUCCUCCGCUCCGCGGUCAACCUCGACGUCCAGGAACUCGACGUCGAGGUUGCCACCCGGGACUUUCUCAAUUUCCCUAGGAGCGUCAUUUCAUGCGACACGUUGAGGGUUUUCAAGCUCAAGUCCCGCUAUCCGGGCUUCCGCUUCCCGCCUUCCUCCGUCAUGACCCGCGGGUUCCAGUCUCUGCACACCCUGUCAUUGUCCUUCGUCCUUCUCGACGACCAACCCUCUCUCCUCGACCUCUUCACCGACCCCUCGUUUCCAAGGCUCAAGACGCUGAGCCUCGACAGCUGCUGCGGCCUGACGCAUCUGGCAGUAAGCUGUCGGGCACUCGAGCACUUGAGCCUCGGGAACUGUCGCGACCUCCAGUGUUUGGAGAUCACAGGCUCGAAACUCGAGAGGUUGCGGGUCGAACGCUGUUUCGACCCGUGCGCCACUAACGACACUUGGGUCAAAAUCGAUGCCUCGAGACUCCAAUCUAUCAUUUGGUCCGACAACACCGUCACCGACAAAUGUUGUUUGCAAAAUUUAGUUUCACUCCGUGAAGCCUUUGUUGGUUUCUUCAUCCGUUUUCAACACCUCACUCACCUCAAGCUUCUCAGUGUCUCCCAAUUUUUGUCUGGAAUCGCCUCUUCCCGCUCUUUGGUUCUCGAAUUUCUCUCAAUCGAGAUGUACAAGAAGGACAUGGAGCACGUAACGGCGGUGGAACGAUUAUGGGAGUCACACAGGGAGUCGAUGGAGUCGUUUUUGGAGCACGUAGGGGUGGUGAAGAUCCACGGGGUUUCGGAGAGCGGGGACGAGAUCGGGUUCGUGAAGUUCUUGCUCAACUAUGGGAAGUUGCUGCAGGAAAUGGCGCUGUAUGGAAGACGAUGCAAAUGGAGUGAUUCUCGUCUAAAGGAAAAGACUAAGUACGAAAUAUUGGGGUUUUCUCGUGCUUCCUGUCAUGUUAAGAUUGCUUUCCGCUAAUUGUUCAAUUAUUUUGAAUUAAUGUUUGGAACACUAAUAUAUAGUACUCCAUUAUUGAUUUCAUCUUCAUUAGAUCAUCACACACAGUAUAUGUAUUAUGGCAGAACUUGACCGGACGUGACCGUAAGAGGGUGGGUGUAGAUAGAAAAGAGCGUGUUAUGAAGCAUGUAAGCGGGCGUGACAAAAAAUGAUGGACAUUGCU